CCAGCUUUCGUACGAGCGGUGAUGUUGCUUAUUGUGUAUAUUUCGUCUGCGGCCGUUUAUUGAAAUCUGCAUCAUUCCGUAACUGUGACGUCCCCACUUCGAAAGCCGUAGCCUGGAAAUGGAAUAUAGCGCAGAACUCGCUGUCGUACAGUCGGCUCUGUGCCUGGCGAAGUCGCUACUGGUAGAGCGACGUCGGAUGGAGGAAGCCGUGUCCGUAGUGGCCAGCGCCGUCGCCGAAGUCACUGAAGGUCUCGAAAUUUUGACGACCGACGAGGAGAAGCGCCACUUGUCUUCGACGCUGCACGCGUUGAUCUUCUACAACACGUGGUGCCACCUACGCUCGCGGCCCGCGCCAUACCUGGAUCGCGUCGCCGCGUCGCUUCCCUCGCCUCGGCGGUCACGCCAGAGGAAUUCUACGUCGAGCUGCUGCUGGCCUGCGAUUGGCUGGAGUAUCUCGCUCAGAGCCUUGCUGCGGUCCGUGUGGAUGCGGGUCGCGUCAUCGUUGCCGCGGUGAUCGCUUGCGCCGCCGCCGGAGACGCGCCACUUCUCCGCCUCCGCAUCCUCCGCCACCUCCUGCGUCACGCGACGCUCGACGUCGCCACGGCAACGACGAACGACGACCGCCCUCCGCAGACGGGAGACGCGCGACCUUCUGAAGACUACAAGGUCGCGGGCAAGGUGGCGACGGCAGACGCACGACCUUCGAACGAAUCCAAGGACGCAAGACGCGAUGCGCGGUGUCGCCUCGUGGACGACCUGCUCGUUGCCGUGGCAACCGACGCGGCGUUGACGACCGUCGCUGCAUCGGGGAUGUGGACAGAGUUGCUCGAAGCCAUCGCCGGCGCAAUCGAACGCAGCCGCCCCCGCGUGGACAUUGCCACGGCGACGACCCCUCGCGACCUCUCGCGGGUCGCCGACUCCUGCGGCGACCUCAUCGACGACCUGUCCGCGGGAACGGCCCGCCGUCGCCCUGGCGACGAACUCUCGCGGAGGCUGCCGCGCGGUUCCGCAGUUCGCGGCCGUUGUUUGCCGUCGUUCGCGAUCUCGCGUGGCGCCCUCUCUCGGUUCCUCUCCGCCGCCACCGCCGCGGCAGCGCGCGAGGGGGAAGGACCUGGGGGCGAGCCGGGAUCUCUCCCGCCAGGAUCUAUCCCGGCAGGACUAACGCGGAUCGUCGACUCGCUCUCGUCGGUCGACGACGAGAUUUUUCCGGACGAAUCCAGGAGACGAGAUGUGGCGGGUUGCCGCGGCGACGGCGCCUCGUCGUUGGGUGGAGGAGGCGGCGAUGGGUUCUCGUCGGACGAGACGGCGACCUUGGACGACGCGCUGUGGAGAAUAGAGGAGGGACUGGAGGGCUACGAAGAAUGCAUCGAGAAGCUGGUAGGUGGCGCCACCUACCUCGAGGACGCGCGCUGCGUCGCCGCGCUACGCGGAGUCUGCGGCGGACUGACGACGAGGGAGGUGUCGCUGCUGCUAGACACGGUGGCGUCGUCCGCCGGGCUGCGGCAGGACACCAACGUUCGACAGCUGCUGCUGGCGACGUACGACGCGUUGCCGCUCUACGGGAAACAUCGUCUGCUGGGCCGGCGUCUGCGCGCGUGCGACGUCGCCAUGGCGACGGGGGAGUGGCUGUGCACGGUCGACUUCCAGCAGACGCUCACCGCAUUCCUCAACAAGCUGUCCGGCGGCGGCGACCGCCUGGUCGGCGAGGUUCUCCGGUCACCGGGAGCUCAGCGGCGCGGGUACGGGGUAGCGCAGGGUCACAGGCGGUCGCCGGCGCAGCAGGUCGCGUGCCUGCUGUGGGCUGGCGUCCCGCGUGCGGACGCGCGGCGGGCCGCGGCGACGCUGCGCGCGCGCUGCUGGCGCGUGCUCGCGUGGGGGUCGGGCGAGACGAGACGCUGGCGGCCGCCGUCGAGACGCUGUGCGAGACGAGGAGGAGCGGGUCGCGCUGCUAGGGGCGCCACCGCCGCGAGACGUGACGGGGUCGCGGGGUCGGCCGAGUGUUUCUCGUGGCGGCGCGGCGGCGGCGAAAGCCUCGCUUACUAG
Priapulus caudatus is the source of this 2043-nucleotide messenger RNA. RefSeq lists its product as uncharacterized. The transcript is spliced from 7 exons. NCBI's taxonomy places the organism in Eukaryota, Metazoa, Priapulida, Priapulimorpha, Priapulimorphida, Priapulidae. The coding region runs from base 811 to 2043 and encodes 410 amino acids. The record is from RefSeq and is a predicted model, not a curated record.